Molecule: messenger RNA, 765 nt
Organism: Dichotomopilus funicola
Lineage: Eukaryota; Fungi; Ascomycota; Sordariomycetes; Sordariales; Chaetomiaceae
Product: U3-containing 90S pre-ribosomal complex subunit-domain containing protein
Exons: 4
Coding region: 1-765 (254 amino acids)
Cellular component (GO): nucleus; 90S preribosome
Source: RefSeq, a predicted model, not a curated record
AUGGCAGCCAUAACCGAAAACAGCAGCAAGAGAAAGCUGCAAGACGACGACGAACCCCGGAAGAAGGCGAAGAAGCAGCGGAAGCAGAAGAAAUUGAGGGAGGAUGAAGAAGAUCUUGAUGUUGAAGCCGGCCUGAACAGAGCGUUUGAGCGGAUGGACGGUCAGCUUGUUGCGGACCACAUCGCGCAGAAGACACGCCGCUUCGGAACCGAUUUGAGCCCGGUCGAGCUGACCGAUCUAUACAUAUCUGCGAACUCAAUUCUGGACACCACCUCAUGGCAGAAGCCGCGGUCUCUUGAGAACUUGCCAGGGUUCCUAGAGGCGUUUACCACAGAGCCGGCGAAGCUUUCCCAAGCAUCGAAGGCGACCGGAUCGCCACAUACCCUCGUCGUGGCCGGGGCUGGCCUUCGCGCGGCAGAGCUCGUGAGAGCCGUGAGGAAGUUCCAAAAGAAGGACGCCUCCGUGGCGAAGCUGUUUGCAAAACAUUUCAAGGUCGAAGAACAGGUUUCCUUCCUCAAGAAGAGCCGCACCGGGAUCGCUGUUGGCACACCCCAACGGCUGAUUGAUCUGAUUGAGAACGAUGCCCUAUCUCUUGAAAAUUUGAACCGGAUCGUUGUAGAUGCUUCGCAUAUCGACCAAAAAAAGCGAGGAAUCGUGGACAUGAGAGAAACAAUGAUGCCUCUUGCGAAGCUGUUGUGUAGGGCAGCUUUGAAGACGAGGUAUGAAGAUGGUGUAGAGAACCAUAUCGACUUAAUGUUUUACUGA